Symsagittifera roscoffensis is the source of this 3144-nucleotide messenger RNA. RefSeq names its product glycerol-3-phosphate dehydrogenase, mitochondrial-like. The transcript is spliced from 13 exons. Gene Ontology annotation, molecular function: calcium ion binding; glycerol-3-phosphate dehydrogenase (quinone) activity; protein binding. The record is from RefSeq and is a predicted model, not a curated record. Gene Ontology annotation, cellular component: mitochondrion; glycerol-3-phosphate dehydrogenase (FAD) complex. Gene Ontology annotation, biological process: glycerol-3-phosphate metabolic process. NCBI's taxonomy places the organism in Eukaryota, Metazoa, Xenacoelomorpha, Acoela, Convolutidae. The coding region runs from base 389 to 2632 and encodes 747 amino acids.
UGUGCAAUGGCGAUCAUUAUCAAGUCACCAGAUAAGAAACUGUCCUCUCUGAAUGUUACUACAAAGGGGAUAUCCAUUUUCAGGUUAAUUUGUUCAGCUACCGCAUGGUCAGAUUAUCAUAGUCAUCGUCAUCAAGCUAAAUUUGCAAAUAGCUCACAGCGUUCAAUGUUCAAACGCGCACACAAAAUUUACUUACAAGUUAUGUACAAUCUGGAGCGUGUAUUAUAAAACGUUCUGCGUUCAACAUAAUUUUAUUAAUAGCCAAAGAUAGGCGAAGAAAAAGUUCAUUGAAAAAAUUUUGUUUAUAUUAUUUUCAUGACCAUUUAUAUUAUUUUCAAAAGCAUUGCGACGAGUCGAUUCUAGCUUCGUAUAUUUAACCAACAGCGCAAUGAAUUCUUCGAUAUUCCGAACUCUUCGUCUCGGUCAAUCGUCGGCUAUUCGUCACUCGAGUCCGAGCAGAGUAGCCCAUAGCAGAUCGCUGAGUGCGACCGCCUUCAGAAAUGCUUCCACAAGAAAAGUAGUCGCAGUUUUAAUCUCUGGAACUGUGGCUGGAGGUGUGACCUUGUAUUACUUAGGAAAACCCACUCUCCUAGCCGAAAGUGCAUCUAAGCAUAACUACAAUCUGCCCGAAAUAAAGAAAGAGUUACCAUCGCGUGCUGAGAUGAUCGGUAACCUGAAGACAAGGGACUUCGAUGUGUUGAUUGUGGGUGGUGGGGCGUCUGGGGCAGGGGUUGCACUUGAUGCAGUAACAAGGGGACUGGAGACGGGACUGAUAGAAUGUGACGACUACGCGGCAGGCACCUCCAGCCGAUCAACCAAACUAAUACACGGAGGAGUGCGAUAUCUGCAGAAGGCUAUCUUCAACUUAGACACCGAACAGUACCGGAUGGUGAAGGAGGCCCUGCAUGAGAGACGCAAUCUGCUGGAAAUAGCCCCUCACUUGACCACAGCACUGCCCAUCUUACUACCCGUCUACAAAUACUGGCAGAUACCCUACUACUACGCAGGAAUCAAGGCCUAUGACUUGGUCAGUGGGUCCAAGAUCUUAAAGCCCAGCUACAUCCUCUUCAAGAACAGGACCCUGGAUGUCUUUCCUAUGCUAAAAAAGGAUAAGCUCAAGUGCGGCAUCGUAUACUACGACGGCCAGCAGAAUGAUGCUCGAAUGAAUCUGUCUCUGAUAGUAACAGCUAUUAGGUAUGGAACGCAGUGUGCCAACCACGCUAAGGUCACCCAACUCCUCAAGGACGAACAGGGAAAGGUCAGCGGGGCUGUUUGCAAGGACCUACUCACAGGAGAGGUAUUCAAAGUGAAGGCGAAGUGUGUGGUGAAUGCGACUGGGCCCUUCACUGACAGCAUCCGCCAGAUGGGCAGCGAGAAGAACAGACCCAUCUGCCAGCCAUCCUCUGGAGUACACAUCAUACUGCCAGACUACUACAGCCCUGAGAAGAUGGGCCUGUUGGACCCUGAGACUAGUGACGGGAGAGUGAUCUUCUUCCUGCCAUGGGAGAACCACACUAUCGCUGGCACCACUGAUCUGCCCUGCGAACCCACCUUCAACCCCAAGCCAUCAGAGGCAGAGAUCUCGUUCAUUCUGGAUGAAGUGAGACACUACUUGUCCCCAGACGUACAAGUGAGAAGGGGAGACGUGCGUGCGGCGUGGAGUGGAAUCCGACCUCUGGUCAAGGACCCCAGCAAGGGAGACACCCAGUCGCUGGCGAGGAACCACGUGGUCGAAGUGGACGACGCCAAUCUAGUCACCAUCGCAGGGGGCAAAUGGACUACGUACAGGGCGAUGGCCAUGCACACUGUGGAUGCGGCAGUGAAGGCGUGUGGGCUGCAGCCGAAGCUGAGUGAGAAGAGUCAGACAGACGGACUGUUUCUAGAGGGAGGGGAGGGCUGGUCGGCCAAUUUCUACAUCCGGCUCGUACAGGACUUUGGUCUGGACACUGAAGUUGCCCGUCACCUGUCAGAGACAUACGGCACGAGGUCCAUAGAGGUGGCCAAACUGGCCAAGGCCACAGGGCAGAGAUGGCCUUUAGUGGGCAGACGUCUGGUGUCCAACUUCCCCUACAUUGAGGCAGAGGUCACAUAUGCAAUGAAGGAGUACGCCGAAUCGGUCACUGAUGUCUUAGCCAGGAGGACCAGAGUCGCUUUUCUCAAUACGCAAAGUGCCCAGGAGGCCAUCCCGAUAAUAGCUGAUAUGAUGGCUAAAGAGAAGAAGUGGUCCAACGAGAGAAAGGCGACGGAAGUGAAGAAUGCACAGACGUUUGUGUAUGAGCAGAUGGGGGCCGAAGCGAGGAAGGAGUACCUGGCCAGUGUGCCUGUGAGUCUGACCUCAGAGGAGAUCAGCAAGUACUCGAAAUCAUUCAACAGCAUCGACAGGAAGAGGAAGGGAUACAUAUCACUGCAGGACCUCAGACAGUUCUUCAAGGAUCAAAAUGAAGAGAUCAGUGAGGGCACUCUGAGAGACAUUCUGAACGAUGUGGAUGCAAAUUCUAACGGACAACUGGAGCUGGAGGAGUUCCUGCAGCUGAUGAGUUGCGUAAAGCGUGGAGAUGUGCUGAGUUUGAAAGUGAUUUCUCCACUUAUCGAAAGCGUCAAGGCCAGAAAUUUACCCAACAGAGACCAGUAGAAGACCCAUAUUUCACUCAGAUUUCUCAUAAUGCGCCGAUAUAACAGCUACAAGAGGCACAACAACGAAACUUUACUAGUCUAACUAACCAUUGAAGGUCCUUAGAUUGGAGCGUAAAUAUGAAAAAUUCUACUAAUGUACUGACAAGUAUUUUUGCAAGAUUCAUUCAACAAUUUGUGCUUUUCGCCUAAAUUUGAAUUCGUACUACCAUAAUUUAGUCACAGUGGAAACCAAUCAUUAAUUGUCAAUUUUAAUUUGUAGCAUCAAUUAUUCAAAGCUCAACUUAAGUUUAACAAUGUUUUUAAUGGAGCGAUGUUUAGUAUUGCUUUGAUCACUAAUGUAAAUUUGAAGCAAUUUUAACCAAAUUUUUUAUAUUUGCUAAAAGAUGCUGGUCACAUUUUGGAAACUAAUAUCUUAGAAUAUUUUGCAUUCACUUUCACUGGCUGUUUUAUAAAUUACAAAUUAAACCAAAUUAGCGCUUCUGAAGCUAAUAAAUUAUUUUCAACUUGAAA